AGAGAUUUGCAGCUCACGCUCGCAGCAUUGAAAAAGCUGGAAGCACCUCAUCUGCAAUCCCAGCUCAGCAAUUAUCAGCCUGAGGAACCAAACAUCAAUCUGAUGCUCGAAAGGCUGGUUGUAUUCGCCGAAAUAUGGUCUUCCGUGAGUCUGAUACCUGAAGUCAACGAUCAUGAGUUGGGUAGAACCACGUGCUUUAAAGGUUCGAAGCCAGGCCGUCCAGUUCCGUGAACAUCUCAAAGCUGGGUUGGAAGCAAGCACAAAUAUGAGGUUCAAAAACGAAGUUAAGGUUGCGAGGGCUGUAUGUAAACCUCUAAUGGAGGGUUUGGCAGAGUAUAAGGCCAAACUCGAGGGCUGGAUUUUCCAGUAGGCGGAAUAAUGAUGUUCCAUGACCUUCGUAGUUCCAGCGCAAUCUUCUUUGGCCAACCAAAUCCUUGAUACGAUAGUUGACAUCAAUAUAUAAGGUCUGCUCCAAAGU
Serpula lacrymans var. lacrymans S7.9 is the source of this 478-nucleotide messenger RNA. RefSeq lists its product as uncharacterized. The transcript has 2 exons. The record is from RefSeq and is a predicted model, not a curated record. The coding region runs from base 173 to 370 and encodes 65 amino acids. NCBI's taxonomy places the organism in Eukaryota, Fungi, Basidiomycota, Agaricomycetes, Boletales, Serpulaceae.